Messenger RNA from Coregonus clupeaformis (lake whitefish), 5051 nucleotides. Its product is annotated as microprocessor complex subunit DGCR8. Gene Ontology annotation, biological process: primary miRNA processing. Gene Ontology annotation, cellular component: microprocessor complex. Bases 448 to 2871 code for a protein of 807 amino acids. The record is from RefSeq and is a predicted model, not a curated record. Lineage: Eukaryota; Metazoa; Chordata; Actinopteri; Salmoniformes; Salmonidae. The transcript has 14 exons. Gene Ontology annotation, molecular function: primary miRNA binding; heme binding; double-stranded RNA binding.
AGUCUGUAGCUGUCUGCAAGAUGGCGGAACGGGGAAGGGAUCUGUCUGUCCUCAUCAGAAGAAUAACAUAAUUUAUAUUAGCUAGCUAAGAAAAUAAAAUUGAGUGAAUUAAAUAUAGCUCUGACAGAGGAUUCGCCAGUGGAGGAUGAAUAGUGCCUAGAUCCGAGCAAUAUAAGCUGAAUGCAUUGUGAUUUCCAAUAAUUGAGACAGUGAUUCUAAAAAACUGUCUACAUUAAUGAAAAGAACAAUGUAGUCAACUUAGCAUAUUCAACACUGGUACAUGGUCAAUACAGGGAAGUGUUAUUAUUUUUAUUUUUUUCGAAGUCUUGUGUGCAAUGUGCUUCUGCAUGCGUUUUAGCUGAAAGCUUAUGAGAAAUAGUUGCCAAAACAAGAAUCAGGGUGACCCAUAGAGCAGUUGUAUUUAGUGAUUCAUAAGACGCAGUCAACAUGGAGAUAGAUGAAAUAUUACCCCCCUUACCGUUGGAGCCACCUGAUGAUUUUAACUCGGAGGGCCUUAAUGGUAAAGCGCAGCCUCCACCACCCCCCCUGCAAACGUCCAGUGACGCAGAGGAAAUGGACGUUAGCUCUGGUGGUGAUGGACACACACACACCCCAGCAGGGGGCCUGGGGCUCCACACCAAGGGCUCCAUAACCUUCAUUAAUAACCUGUCAGAUGAGGCCGAACCUAGCACCCCGUGUCCUACAACAGCCCGCCACGCACCCCCCGUCACCAAGUUCUUGCCAGACCUCAAGUUACUCAGAGACAUUAAGAUCAGUGUCAGCGUCGUAGAUACCAGCAGGAGCAAAGAUAGGAAGGUGCUGUACACAGGAAUAGGUCAGGAGGGUGGUGGUGGAGGGGAGACCAGCUCAGAGGGCCUUAAUGGUGAGUUUCAUGAUGCUGAUACAGAGCCAGGGGCAGUGGAUAGUAGGUCAGGGCUGGGGAAUGGGGUGGUCGGUGUCAGUGCAGGGAGGAGAGGGGAGGAGGCGGAGGCAGACCCGGAGAACAAAGUGGAGUUUGCGGUCCUAGAUGAGCUGGAGGACUUCAGUCAGGACUUCCUGGACAUGGAGGAUGUGCAGCAGGGGGGGUUCAGGUCAGAGGUCAAAGUUCAACAGGAGCACGCUGACGAAGUGAACCUAAAUAACUCCUAUGAGGAGGACUUUGAUAAUGAUGUAGACGCUCUGCUGGAGGAGGGCAUGCCUGUGCCCAAAAAGAUGCGCCUUGCAGAGGGGGCUGCUGAGUAUGCAGGGGACAGUGACCACGCAUCCGACGGGGAUGUGGAGGGAGGUGUUCAGCCCAUGAUGACCAAAAUUAAGACAGUCCUGAAGAGUCGUGGGCGUCCACCCACUGAGCCACUACCAGACGGAUGGAUCAUGACAUUCCAUAACUCUGGCAUUCCAGUCUACCUGCACAGAGAGACCAGAGUGGUGACCUGGUCCAGACCUUACUUUCUGGGGACCGGGAGCAUCAGGAAACACGACCCUCCCACCAGUAGCAUUCCCUGCCUGCACUAUAGGAAGAUGAAGGAUCACGAGGAAAGGGAACAGAACGGAGAGGUGACACCCAACGCUGAAGUGUGUCCGGUGAAGCCUGGGAAGGAGGCAGACUCCGUGGAGAGACCAGACGAGCCUGACUCCACGGCCCAGGAGGACGCUACCGCUGUGGGCCUGGGGGAGGGAGAGGUGGAGGCGGAGAUAGAGACAGGCCUGGUCACAGAUGUGACCAUAAAGGGGUGCCCUGUCCUGCAUGGCAAGAUGCCCCACUCCUUUGAGAUGGCCCAGGGGGCUCUGGGACAGGUCAGGGCCAAGGUGGAGGUGUGCAAAGAUGAAUCGAUAGAAAUUGAGGAGUUCCGCAGCUACCUGGAGAAGUGCUUUGACUUUGAACAAGUGACUGUGAAGAAGUUCCGUACUUGGGCAGAGCGCAGGCAGUUCAACAGGGACAUCAAGAGGAAACAGGCUGAGUCAGAGAGACCCAUGCUGCCUGCCAACCAGAAACUCAUCACUCUGUCUGUAUCAGAUACCCCGACCAAGAAAGAGUUUGUCAUUAACCCAAAUGGGAAAUCUGAAGUUUGCAUCCUACAUGAAUAUAUGCAACGUGUCCUAAAGGUCCGACCUGUUUACAACUUUUUUGAAUGUGAGAACCCAAGUGAACCCUUUGGAGCCUCUGUCAUUAUAGAGGGAGUGACAUAUGGCACAGGAACUGCAAGCAGUAAAAAACUUGCCAAGAAUAAAGCUGCUCAAGCCACACUGGAGAUCCUCAUCCCUGACUUUGUGAAGCAGACGUCUGAGGAGAAGCUGGUAGAAGGGGAUGAGCUGGAGGUAUCAGCCUGCCAAUCAUUGUAUUUUAAUCAUAUCAGUAUUGAAGAUUCAAGGGUGUACGAACUGACCAAUAAAGCAGGCUUACUCUCGCCAUAUCAGAUUCUACACGAGUGCCUUAAGAGAAACCAUGGAAUGGGUGACACCAGCAUCAAGUUUGAGGUGAUCCCAGGAAAGAACCAGAAGAGUGAAUAUGUGAUGACGUGUGGCAAGCACACCGUGCGCGGAUGGUGCAAGAAUAAGCGUGUGGGGAAGCAGCUGGCGUCUCAGAAGAUUCUCCAGAUGCUGCACCCCCACGUGAAGAACUGGGGGUCACUGCUCCGCAUGUACGGCAGAGAGAGUAAUAAGAUGGUGAAGAAGGAAAAUUCAGACAAGAGUGUGAUUGAACUUCAGCAGUAUGCCAAAAAGAACAGGCCAAAUCUUCACAUCCUGAACAAACUGCAAGAGGAGAUGAGGAAACUGGCUAAGGAGAGGGAGGAAACCAGGAAGAAGCCCAAGAUGACCAUAAUGGAGUCAGCCCAGCCUGGCAGUCAGCCCCUCUGCACUGUUGACGUCUAGGAACUAUCACUGCAACCAACCUAACAUGGCACUGACAAAUGGUAACCAUAGUCACUGUCCGAUUUAAAAGCCACUCCACCAAUCUAUCAUCCAAUUAUGCAUCAUUAUAAAAUGGCAAUACAACUCGACAUUUAUAGUAUAGCGGUGGUCAUCUUAUCUUAGCACUGUUUCUCCAAGCUGUUUAUUAUUUUACUCCAAAGGUGUUUUUGAUUCAUUGUUAGUGGAUAGGGUAGGAAUAAGACAAAUGCACUAACAGACAGUAGAGUUAACACCAUCUACCUCUAGAUGCAAUCUCUACGCAGUGGCACUUCUAUAAAUUGAACCAUAGGGGUUGCAGACAGACCGGUUGAAAUGACUUGACAUGUAUCUAUGAACCACAACAAAUAUUCAGCCUGUUUACUGUGUGUAGUAAUAACUGCUGACAACCACUAGACUCCUCCCCCUCCAAUUAUAUUGCAUUGAUUUGAAUUUCUAAUACACUCCAAAUAUAACCUAAAGUACCUGAUACUUUACGGAGACUGAACAUUUCUAACAGGUUUCCUUGUAUGCUUAAAGCAUUGCCUAUUCCAAGGGAUUAGUUUGCGCUCUCUGCUUUUGCUUUACAGGUACGUUGUGGAAAACUAAUUUAUAUGCUGUUGUCAUUGGAAAUUGUUGAUGGUUGAUGUCGUGUAUAAUUUGGAUGGUGAUUAGGGUUUUUGAUGAGUAUGCUUCGGCUAAAGAAAGGCCAGCUUACGUUUUCAUUUACACGUGAAAUUUGUACCUAUUAUGUAUUCAAAUGCAUUGUUUGCUGUCUAAUCAUAUACUUGUUACAUGCUCAUUGUGUUAGUACGAGAAAUGCAUUUUGAACUGAUUAGGGAACGGACGUUCAUCUCGAGACGUAUUAAGCGGAACUAAUGAUUUUAAUUGCCUUUUUUUGUUUUGGAAGUACAGGAUGAAACAUAUCAAUGGACAGCUGACAAGGCUGAUCUGUCUAGCUAAGAUCCUGUUGCCACGUUAGCACUGCAGACAGAACACAAGCACCAGGGCUUGGAGUACUGUAGUCAUUGAGAAGUGAUUGAGGAGAUAUACAAGGUAGUUACAUAUUUAAGAAUACCUAUAUUUUUGUUUCUGCGUUUAGGUGUAGCCGCUUCAUUAUUUUUUUAGACUAUUUAAAGCAAAACAAUACAACAUGCAGACCAUCUUACUAUCUGGUACAGUUCAGCUGCUGUGAUAGCCAUUUUGCAUCAUGAUAAUGUGGCCGGUGACACUUUGCUUCUUGAAAGUCCAAUAUCUUGAAACUUGACUGCUGACAUGCAAAACAUUUUGGGACUUUAUCAACAGUGGACUGAUGAAAAAAAAAAUACCAAAAGAGAGUUUCUCAGUGGAUGUUGCAUUUUAAGGACCCAUAAACUGAUAGGAAAACAAUUGGCAACCUGUUGCCUUCGUUCACCCAUUUCAUGUAGGGCUCCCCAGAGCAUUCACAUGGCCCAAGUCCCCCUUAAAGGGAAAUGGAAAGACCAAGCCUCUCUUACUUGAUACAGCAUUUGUUUAGCCUGUUUUAGUAUUUGUAAUAAUAUGAUAAGACAGUAAUAUUGAAAAAAUUGCCUUUAGCAUAUAUGGAUUUUAAAUAAUUGUCUAAGGUUUUGCAUACGUUUGUUUGCAAUCAUUGUGACAACUGAUCGUGUGUGUUCUGAUCAAUCACAUCUUCAAGCAUUGAUGUGUAGAAUGUGGAACUGCGAUCCUCUCCUCAAAAGGCAAUCUAUGAAAAUGAAGUUGGCACACUUUACCUCUAACAAAAUACGAUCAUGUCAUUAUUAUUAAAUCUGAUAGCUAAAGGAGCAGUGUGAACCAAAGCUUAGUCUUAUGCAUUUUUAUAGAAUACUGUAGGUUGCUGCACAUGAUACAUAAGUAAAUAAAUAUGAGGAAAGGAAAAAAAGAUGCAAUACCUACUAGAACAAAAUAUAAACUUCUGUGCAUUCGUUGUGUGAAGUAUUUCAUUUGUGUAAGGCUUUUCCUGAAUGUCUACAGCAUCUAACAUUUCAUCUUACAUGGGCACAAGGCUGCUGUGUUAAGAAAAUAUGCUUUUUACACUUGAAGUUAUUUGCUAGAUAUUGCUGCCUAGAAAAUGAAGUAUGUAACUGCGACUUGGGAUCGCUGACUUCAGUGAAAUUUGUUUAUGCAAAUAAAAUAGUAAUGACUAA